Messenger RNA from Exophiala bonariae, 1878 nucleotides. RefSeq lists its product as uncharacterized. The record is from RefSeq and is a predicted model, not a curated record. The transcript has a single exon. Lineage: Eukaryota; Fungi; Ascomycota; Eurotiomycetes; Chaetothyriales; Herpotrichiellaceae. The coding region runs from base 1 to 1878 and encodes 625 amino acids.
AUGGCGUCAAGAGCGAUCCGAAUUGCUGGCGCGUCGGGGUCUGCUUCCGACCGACGCCAUGCCAUGGCGGCGUUCGCAAAGGCUCAUCCUUCAGACCCCAUUGACGUGAUAAUAGCAGAUUUCAUGAGUGAAGUCAAUAUGACUAUCGCGGCCGCCCGCCGAGUCGAUGCCGAUUCAUUGACUGCUCCGAACGGCAAUGCAUUCAUAGGUGGAGGUCCUGCCUUUGAGGCUUCAUUUCUCGAAGCACUGGAGCCGGCUCUUGAGGAUCUGGCCAAGUAUCGGAUCAAAAUGGCUGUGAAUGCGGGUAACGCAGAUACCGAGGGUCUCUACAAGAUCGUUGUGGACAUGAUUCAAAAGAAGGGGCUUCAGAUCAAGGUGGCUUGGGUGUCUGGAGACGAAGUCCUUCCUGCUAUCAAUGCAGGGCUCAAAGAUGGAUCCUCUCGUUUCAAGAACAUCUAUACGGGUAAAAUCCUCUCAUCGUGGGAGUUUGAACCGAUCUAUGCUCAUGCAUACUUGGGUGGCCUGGGUAUCGCUGAGGCUUUCUCACAAGGUGCCCAGAUUGUCUUAUGUGGUCGGGUGGCCGAUGCCUCCCCAGUCAUCGGUGCUGCAUACUGGUUUCACAACUGGCAAAGAUCUCAGCUCAAUGAAUUGGCAAACGCGUUCGUUGCUGGCCAUCUCAUCGAAUGCAGCAAUUAUGUCACUGGUGGAAAUUUCUCUGGCUUUAAGAGCCUCGAACAUAGUCCCAAAGGCUGGGUCGACAUUGGCUAUCCGAUUGCCGAGAUCUCCAAGGAUGGAUCAGUGGUCAUCACCAAGCAGAAGAAUUCUUGUGGCACUGUGUCGAUACACACUUGUUCUUCUCAGCUACUUUACGAGAUCCAAGGUCCGUGGUACUACAAUAGUGAUGUUACUGCAGUUCUCGACCAGAUAUGGUUUGAACAACUCGGUCCUGACAGGGUCGCAUUGCGCGGAGUGCAAGCCUUGCCUCCUCCUCCAACGACCAAAGUCGGUCUGACUGCUCGAGGAGGCUUCCAAGCUGAGGCUUGGUAUUUCAUGACAGGCCUAGACAUUCCAGCAAAAGCACGCAUGAUAGAGGCACAACUACGACACGAACUUAAACCCCAUUCUAAAAAAUUUUCUGCAUUGUCUUUCAGUGUACUAGGUUCGCCGGCGCCAAAUGCGGACAAUCAAAAUGCCGCCACUGUUGUCUUCCGUGUCUUUGUUCAAGCUCGGAACGCAGAUGACAUUAUGCCAGCGAAGUUCCUGCGUCCGAUAAUUGAUAACAUCAUGCAGAGUUAUCCGGGCAGCACUUUCCAUUUGGACUUCCGACAGGGCCUUCCGAAACCAUUCUACGAAUACUAUGUGACACUGCUUGAUCAAUCUAAAGUCCAGCAUUUGGUUCACUUCAAUGGCAAGGACACGAUGAUUCCGCCUCCCACUUUGACCAAAGUCUUCACUGAGCGUCAGCCAAGCCAACCACUCACAAGCAUCCAGGUUGAUCUCUCCAAAUUUGGGCCAACAGAAUACAUUCCAUUGGGUACCAUUGUGAAUGCAAGAUCCGGUGACAAAGGGUCUGAUUGUAACUGUGGAUUCUGGGUCCGUCAUGAAGACGAAUACGUGUGGCUCAAGAAUCUGCUCUCGAUUGAGACAAUCCAGGCUCUCUUGGGCAAGGAGUAUGACACCUCACGCGUGCCCAAGAUCGAGGUAGACAGAUUCGAGCUUCCAAACCUGAGGGCGGUACACUUCCUGUUCAGAAAUCUACUGGAUCGUGGCGCCACGAGUACAUCCACUGUAGAUUUUUUGGGCAAGAAUUGCGCGGAAUUCUUGAGGUCUCGAUAUGUCAAUGUUCCCACAAGGUUCAUUGCCAGAGGGAAACUAUAG